AUGUAUAACAGAAGAGGUUCCGCAGAGUCCGAAAUGGCGGCUGCUGGCAGUGCGAGGAAAUUCAGAAAGAAACCACCCACGUUACACCUGACCAGUGCCACACAGCUUCCAGAGAGCACCAAUUGCCUGGCGUGUUCCGAUGACGGUACAUACCUCACCCUGGGUCACUCAGGAGGCUUCUCUGUGUGGUCUGUGGGUAGUCUGAGAUGUGAGGCCGAGUGGUUGCAGGACAGGCUGGAGAUUACUUCCAUUCACAUGACCCGCACCAGUGAGACUGCCUAUUUGCUGGGCACGAUCGAUGAUAUGGGUGUUGCUCGAAUCUUUGUGUAUAACUUAGAAGGCAUUUAUCCUUUCAGUGUUAUUAACAUGCUGGACGAUAUUAACAAGAGGAGCGUUUGCUUUUACUUUGAGCUAUCUAAAGGAGGUGAACAUGGAGCUAUAAUAAUGAAGUGCAACAGUGAAAUUUGGCUUGAAAUCUAUUACUUUCCCAUACAGGACUGGCUGAGAGAGCUAAAGGAUCCCAAAAUUUCUGCAAACAUGAAAUGGUCUGCUGCUGUUCGUGUGAAUAGAGUUAAUCCAUCAACAGCAAUCACGACAGAGGUCCCCACCAUAUUGUCUCACUUCUUAGUUUUGGAUGAAACAAGCGAGCCACCCAGACAUUGCACUCCACACUUUCUUCUGUGCUGUGGCCACUCCUAUGGAAAGAAUAAAGCAAAGCCGGGAUCCCCGCUUGCCGUCUGUUUUUGGUGGAACGGAAGUUACAAUCUUCUCUACCUGCUGCUGUCCAAAACACCAAAAGCCAAACAAGAUCCAGAACCUCCACCGUUGGUGCUGUGGGCCAACGCUGCUGAAGUUGUCUGCUCCGCCGUCAGUAUGUGCACUCGUUUCAUUGCGCUCGGCCUGAGCAACGAUCUGCUGUGUGUUUGGGACAGGCUGUCUGGCUCUCCGUUGUCUGUCUCUGGAGUAUCAACAGACAGUUCCUUCCUCAGGCUGCACUUUGUGGAUUACUGGCCUGCGUGCGCCGACAAUACUCCGACUUUAAUCGCAGGUGAAAUCCACCUUGUGACGCUUUGCGAGAGCGGCGCCGUUCACGUCGUAAGCACGGGCCGGGGAACAGCAACCAGCAUUGUGCAGCUCUCUCCAAGGCCAAAAGACAGCGGUGACCUCCCGACUGUUGCCGCAUCAGUCCCCUUCCUGCAGGGCUUGUCACUGGUGGUGCGUCGAAAUGGAAAAAUUUUCCUACAAGAUGUCGUCAACAGAGCUACGGUGUCCGUCUUGAGUUUGCCCGCUAGUCAUCUGCUGGCUACCCCCUGCAAUCCUAUUUAUGCUCUGAAUGUCAAGCACCGCAUUCUCUUCAUACGAGCUGACCAGGAGCCCACCCCUGGCACUUCUUCCCUGGACGAUCCAAGUCAGAGUCGACUUCUCAUAAUGCGUUUUGAUGAGCAUGACGCCAUAAAGCCAUAUGUUGUUUCACAUCCCGAAUCUCCAUGGCAACAAAAAACAAGCUUAGUUACUGGAGAGGAAGCCUGCAACCUGUAUCUCCAACAAAGAGCUCUGUCAAUGGAUGAGAGGCAUAAAGCUAUAACGCAGACUUGGAAGCGACUGCGGUGUGCCACUACCAUGUAAAAGCAUUAAAGACUGCAAAACAUUUAGAUUUUACCCAGAGGUAACAUACAGUGACAUACAUACAUACAGUGUCAACUAGUUGUAUGGAUUGAAUUUGUUCUGUGACCAAGCUUGUAACUCAAAUCAAUU
Phycodurus eques (leafy seadragon) is the source of this 1755-nucleotide messenger RNA. RefSeq names its product WD repeat domain 93 (gene wdr93). The record is from RefSeq and is a predicted model, not a curated record. NCBI's taxonomy places the organism in Eukaryota, Metazoa, Chordata, Actinopteri, Syngnathiformes, Syngnathidae. Gene Ontology annotation, biological process: electron transport chain. The coding region runs from base 1 to 1626 and encodes 541 amino acids. The transcript has 15 exons.